Messenger RNA from Phyllopteryx taeniolatus (common seadragon), 5674 nucleotides. It is a transcript of the gene cnstb, whose product is annotated as consortin, connexin sorting protein b. NCBI's taxonomy places the organism in Eukaryota, Metazoa, Chordata, Actinopteri, Syngnathiformes, Syngnathidae. The record is from RefSeq and is a predicted model, not a curated record. The transcript is spliced from 10 exons. Gene Ontology annotation, cellular component: transport vesicle; trans-Golgi network; plasma membrane. Gene Ontology annotation, biological process: positive regulation of Golgi to plasma membrane protein transport. Bases 2777 to 3667 code for a protein of 296 amino acids. Gene Ontology annotation, molecular function: connexin binding.
AUAUUCCAAUUGCAUGAAGGGAAAAGAGAUGUUGCAGUUUUGAAACGAGGCAACAAAUUCCCCGGAUGGAAGGGUAAACAAGAAGAGCGUGUGGGAGAGGCGCAUGACGACAAUUAAGGCUGAUGUUCGCCUGCAUCCAAAGAGAAGCCGAGACGCCCGAGACGUGCGCUUUCUUUCCGGGAGACGCUGUGCACGCACGUCGCAGCGGUGGCCGGGAACAAUUAAAGGAAGCUGCUUAAUGCGUCUACCUCUGAACUCUGAGUAACCUGUGGAAGACGUAGCACAUCUCUCCCUGCUUGGCCACUGAGGAUUAAAUCACAUGCUCAGACCUCUUCUGUAGUACAACACAUGACUGUGGCACAUACUUUCUCUGGAAAGGAAUAACUCUUAAUAGCUACUUCGCUACACGUCACACCGGACCAGAGACGAUUACUGAAAAAAAAAUAAAAAUACUGGCUCGUGGGACAUUUACAUUAAAGAAAAGCUGGCUGAGGUGACAGAGGUGAUGGGGAACAAGAACACUGGUCCGCCCAAAGGUCCAGAUACUGCAACUCUCCAGAAGAAGGACGAUGAUAUGUGCAUCAGCAGUGUCUCAGGUACAAUACUUAUAUUUAAUAAUCACCCUGACAGACAGUUUCUCAUUUAUGAAGUGGGUAGACACAGCGAAUCAUUUCUUUCUGCAAAGAACUGCUGGUUGGAAGCUUAUCACCAUGAUGCUGCCCCCUUUUAAGAGUGCACAAGGCAACCAGAGCAUUAAGACGCGCAGGGUGAUACUAAGCCCCAGACAAAUACUCUUGGCUGUAUGCCUAUAAUAUACCACACAGCUGGAGAUGGUAAGCUACAGUAUGUUAUGUAAGCGACAAAGCGACAAAGAGCGAGCGAAAUACAUCGUGUUUAUGUGUGUGCGUUGGUAGAUUUAGGUACAGCGCAGCAAAAAUAAAUAAAUAAAUAAAUCCUGAAAUGACAACAUUUUAACCAUUUUCUUUUGGAAUUUAAUGUAGUUUAAAUUGAAUUGAAAGCAUGCAUCUAAAAAGUUUAGUUAAGUCAAUCUUGUUUAAAUACACUCUAGGUAGUUAUAGGCCACUAGUUGAAAUACAUUUAUUAUUAUUAUGAUUUUUUUGUACAAAUGGUUAGUACAACAGAGUCAAAAAGCUACAAACUAAUCAAAAGGUUGAUCGACACAGAAAUUUACAAAGAAAACAGUAAUACUCGUAAUGUGGGCCUCAUCUGACACACUGGCCCAUAUAAAAGGGAAACCAAAGACCACAAUGACUAUCACGACUCGGAGACUACAAUUCAUGUCACAACUACCCUUUGCGUGUUGCGUCAGCUAUAUGCGCCACAUAAUGUGACCGAACCCGGAAAACAGCUUCGCAGACUCCCCGUGUAUGUUGCGAUGUCUAGCAUAACUAAGAGUUGACAUGACAUGAUGGUUUGAACCUGUUCAAACCUUGUUUGGAGCUCAGGUGUUUUUCGGGUUUGGUCAUGGGAUGUUCCACAUAUACAGUAUUUUAUCCAUCCAUCCAUUAUCUUCUCCUCACAAGGGUCACGGGAGCGCCGGAGCCUAUCCCAGCUAUCAUCGGGCAGGAGGCGGGGUACACCCUGAACUGGUUGCCAGCCAAUCGCAGGGCACAUACAAACAAACAAUCAUUCGCACUCGCAUUCACACCUAUGGGCAAUUUAGAGUCUUUAAUUAACCUACCAUGCAUGUUUUUGGGAUGUGGGAGGAAACCGGAGUGCCCGGAGAAAAGCCACGCAGGCACGGGGAGAACAUGCAAACUCUACACUGGCGGGGCCGGGGAUUGAACCCCAGACCUCAGAACCAUGAGGCAGACGCUCUAACCAGAUGGCCACCGUGUCGCCUACAGUAUUUUCUACUUUUGAAAAUCUGCAGAUUAUACCAAUUGUUUUUAGUUUUUAAUUAUUAUUAUUAUUUUUUUACAAUAUACUUGCUUACUGCAAUCCCCUCGCAGCCGCAUUUGGGAAAGGAGUGUCACAGUUGUCAAUUUAGAUGGUUUGAUGCAUUUGGGGUGACAAAACUAUAUAUCUAAGCAAAAUGGCGGGUGAGUCUGGAACGUAUUCCUGCAAUAAAUGUGGGUUCAUGAGAUGGAUUAUGUAUUAGAUAUUACACACAUUUUGCAAUAAAAAAAAACCAACCCCAAUGCAUCCCAAAAUGUAAAUGCAUAUUGCAUGCACAGUAGUGGACUCAAGCAGAUAUAAAGAGCUGCUAAUCUAGCAUCCAUCAUUGUGAAUCAUACUUUAUUAUUUGUGCGUCAUCACUUUGUCGUACUUUGCAUGAGGGGCAUGUUUGGUCAGAUGCCCCUUCAUCAUGGAUAACACACACUUCUGACAUCACGGAAGACAUCACUGCGUCAUCAUCACCGGGCAAAUUUUCCUGCACUUGAGAAUGCGUCAGAAGGGAAACAUACAAGGCUACGCAUAAUGAAUUGGAUAUGAAAAACAGCAGGUGAGUCUUGCAGGAGUUGUGUUUGUUUUCUGGUAUGUUUCCAGGAAGUGUCUCCAGAUAUGGAGCGUCGAGCCUCAGCCCAGAGCUGCUGGCCUCUCUACAGUCUCUCGGAGAAAACAAUGACUACACAGUACUGCCACACUCGCUGCACCAGGCCCGCCGUCUCCAAGGAACUGUCCUUGGUCCUUGUCCCCCGCUGCACCGGAACGCCAGCUUGGUGCAGACCAGUCUGCCAAAAACACGCUCAACGAACCUUCCAUUCGCAACAUAAUCUGCCGGCAUUUGUGCCCUGCUGCACAUGUGCUGUCCAUGAAAAUAGAGCCCUUCAUCUCCACAAUUGCAGAGGCCUGCGCACUCCAAGAGGAUUACCAGUUGGCCAUCCAGCUUCUCCAGCUUGAGAAGCUCUACCAUGAACGUGUGCUCUUCAACCUCACCGUCCUGCACGAGAACUGGGAGAGCCGCUGCAAAGAGAAGGAGGCUGACAUCCGUUUGCCUGCCGAAACAGACAACAUCAAUCAGAAACACAUUGAGACACUGAGACACAUCUGUGGGACACACCUCAGCCCAUCCCUGAGUGAGGAUAUAAGGCUAAUAGACAUUGAAAUCAAGAAAGAGGCAUCCCCUCAGGCAUUCAAGCAUGAAAUAACACACAGAGAUGACGACGAAGUGGCAAGAAUGAAGUCCAACUCGGGUCAUGCUAAGCGUCCUAAACACGGAAGUGAAGAAGAGCUGCAUGAGGAAAUGACGGAAGUAGCGGAGGAAGAGGAGGAGGUGAAGGUGGAGUGGCCAGCAGGGGUUGCCCAGGCGUCGGACACGGACCUGGCCAGACUUUGCCAUGCUAAUGGGAGUCUGUGCCCCGAUGGUCUGGUUUCCAUCCUGAAGAGGAGGAGAGCAUCCCUGGAUGGACUGCCGCCCCCCAGCGACGUGGACAACAAGAUGAACUCCAAACGCAAAGUCCGCUUCAGCGAACCGGAAGAUGGCGUCGAACAAGACGAAGUGGGUGGAAACUCCUGCUUGAUCCUGCUCCUGCUGUGUCUUGUUACCGUGGUGAUCAGCGUUGGUGGGACCGGGCUCUACUGCUCCUUGGUGGACACGUCCUCCAACAUUUGCACCGACUUCGCUCUCAACUUCAACUUCUACGUGACAAACGUGCGGAGUUUCUCCGAAGGGCUCAGACAAUGGCUGUCUCGCUGGACAUAAGACGCAUCACUUGAAGCCGUUUGGGGUCGAAGUCAUAGACAAAGACAAACAGUUGUGAGCUUGUUGAGACUCAAGAAUUUGAGUUUGAAUUUGUCAGAGAAACACAGAGCUGUAAACAUUUUCGAGUCCAAAGGUGAUUGCUUGCCUAUGUGAAUCGUUUAUCGUAGACAAAACCUUGACCUCAGAAGGGUUCUUGCAACUUUCACGUGUGUGCAUAUUUGAACAAAUACUUGUUUCCGUCAUUUGUAGCAGUUUUGGGAUUUUUCUUUUCGUCCUUUGUUCCAAUUACUUUUGGCCUGUGUUAUGAUUUGAUCUGUAUUGAUACAAUAAGGAAGUUGUCACUUUCACGAUUGCAUGAGUUUGUUUUUUAAGAACGAUGGGUCAUUAAUCCAUUGUAACCCAUUUUACUGUUCUGUUCUUAUGCUCGAGCACAGGGCUGCAUAUCUGCAUCAGACACAUUAGAUUGGCUUUCUAGAAAGAAUUUCUUAAGAGAAAAAAACGCUGACCUGUGAUAAAAUGCAGCUUUUUGUUGUUGUGACUUUCAGCACCCAUCAGGGGUAAGCACAGCAAGUCACUUGCAUGUUUUGUUACACACAGUCAUAAUGCCUGCUGGCCUUUCUGACACAACCCCUAUACCGGCAGUGGCACGGUAUUCGGUUACUGGCCAGUAUGGGCAAUUCUAGGAUCAGAAGUUUAGGAGUGCUGGGAUUCAUUUUCGGGGUGCUUCAGCACUGCCCAAAAUGGACAAGAAACUCCUAUGCUGGCCAGGAAUCUAGACAGUGCUGGCUGCAUGAACCCGAGUGACAAAAUUGACCUUGUAUUAUAGUUUAACCAACAAUUGAACUCAUACAAAUUUGGUUGUCAUCUCUUAGCACGUCUGCCUCAAAGUUGUCAGGUUCUGGGUUCAAAUCUCGGCUCAGGCCCCGCUGUGAGGAAUUUGCAUGUUCUCUCCAUGCUUGUGUUGGUUUUCUUCAGGUACUUCCACAUACCCAAAACAUGCAUGUUAGGUCAAUUGAAGACGCUAAAACACCUGCCAUCUGGCCCGACACAUUUUGCUCACGCAAAUUAUGCGUCUACAUCGUAAUUCUUGCUAAAUGGAAUUGUGAGAAUAGUUUUUUGUCUCGAUGUGCCCUGUGAUUGGCUGGUGACCGAUCCAGACUGUACCGCGCCUCUCGCCCAAAGACCGCUGCGAUAAGACAAUGGUAUAGAACAUGGAUGGCUGGAUUAGUUUUACCUCAAGCCUGGACUCAAAUACAUGUUAUUACAAAGGCAAUAAAGUAUGGGAUAAUGUACAUAUUUACCCAUUAAAUACUGGAAAUCGGGGUCAGACAAUCUGCAUGAGUGCUGCAGUGCGUACAUCCCGUAGGAUUUUGAUAGCAAGCCUCAUUCUACAAAAGUAAUUUUCAUGUAUGCAAUAUUUUCCAUUUCACAGCCGCUUCACACUCAGGUACUUAUAUUUGUACUCUUUAGUUCUCGUAGGUGCCCAAGAUUUUCAGGUUUAUCCUUGAAAUUCAUGUUCAUGUGUUUAGAUUAAUGAGCAUGUCCGGUUUACAUCAGAAUACCAAAGGACCAAUGCAGGGCGAUCGUAAAUGCAAAGAUGUAAAAUUAAAUCAUGUUUACUUAUACACAUGACUAAAUAACACUGAAAUGAAGGACUGUAAAGUAUAUUUAUAUGACCUCAACAUGGUUUGGAUAAUUAAAAUCUACAAUUUAGGGGUUGAAAAUGAUAUUUCACCUGGAUUGCACAUUUUAUCGCAAUGGGUAAUGUGAAAAAUAUUGCCAGCAUAUUCCUUUACCCACUUGUCAAUAUGGAUAAUGUUGACCAUCAAGUAUUGCAUUAUGCGAUCUGCCUUUUAUUUGGUAUGUCCACAAGGGAGUAUAUGACUAGUACAGGAAUUUUUUUUUUUUUUCUUUAACAAAGUUGGCAGCAUGGAUGAAUAUGAUCAUAAUGAACACUGAAUUGAUAUUUAUACUGUACUGUAUUGUGAUUAAAGGGGAUAUACAAAA